UACUCCAUGCCCUAAUGGCCACUCAUUCGUUAGCCGGGCAAAGCUAGGGCAAGAAGCGCCAAGGUAGGACAGUAGAUGGGAAGAAUUCUAGUGUAGAGGCAUGGACGACGAGCAGGAGCAGGAGCAGCGAUUAGAGCUAGAGGUAGCGGCAGCGGUGGAUGGAAGCAAAGAUGGGAAUGGAGUGGCCGAAAUGGAGCGAGACGAAAAUCUUGGAGCUGUGGAGCAAGCUGGGGAGGAAAAAAUCGUCUCGGGAGAACAGGUCAAGGAGGAAUUAAGUGGCAAAUUAGAGGAAUCGCCAGCGGCGGCUGAUGGAAUGGAAGUUUCAGAGCAGGACGAAGCUCCUGCCAAGGAUGGAGCGGCUACUUUCGGUGAGAAUUGUGAGGAGAAGACGGAAUUACAGCGAGAGAUGGAGCUUUUCGAAGCGGCCGAGAAAGAGGAUGAAGCCAACAUUCUCUCGAAAGCGAACGAGAAGAAGAGGGCUCAGGAGCAGCCUGCUCAAGAAAGUCGUAAGAAGCGGGGAAGGAAGGCUUCCGUGAAAGCGUCAUUUAGGAAAGAAGAGGAUGACGUUUGUUUUGUGUGUUUCGACGGUGGGGAUCUAAUUCUGUGCGAUCAAAGGACAUGCCCAAAGGCGUACCAUCUUGGCUGUAUCGGAAGGGACCAAGAGUUUUUCAGGAAGAAAGGAAACUGGCACUGCGGCUGGCAUUUUUGCGAUGGAGAAAACUGUUCGAAGAAAGCAAGCUUUCGGUGCUAUACUUGUCCAAAAGCUUACUGCGCUGGAUGCAGGAGUCGACACAGUUUUAGUUUAUUUGACAAGAAGAAAGGCUUGUGCGAGGAGUGCGUGAACUACGUUAAAAUGAUUGAGCUCAAUGAAACCGUAAACGCUGAAGGGAACACGGUCGAUUUUAAUGACCGCGACACAUACGAAUGUCUGUUCAAAGAAUACUGGGAGGAUUUGAAGGCGAAAGAGACGAUCGUUUUGCCAGAAUUUGACAAGGACGGAAAGUUCGUGAAUGCUACACCUGCAGCAGAUAGUGACGGGCGGUCGGACGACGAGGCUUCAAGUUCCGAGUCAGAAACGUCUGCAGCUGUGGUGAUGGCCGACGACGAAGAUGUUCCUUUUGGUACUGGGAUAAGGAAAGAAAGGAAGACGAAGAUCCUGAAUGCUCUCUCUGACGAGUUCAAGUGCACUGUAAAUCAGGAGCAGAAGGAGCAACCUCUUACCGAGGAUGUCGAUGAGAAAGGAGAAGACGAAGAGGAAGAAGAAGAGCAGGACGAGGAAGAGGAAGAGGAAGGAGAGGCUUACAAGCCUACGGUAUUUGAUGGCUGGGCGUCAAAGGAGAUGAUCAGUUUUAUCAAGUUUAUGAAGGAAGAUCCAAAGACACCAAUGAAGAGGCCCGCAGUUAACAAGCUUUUAUGGGAUCACAUUAAGGCCAACAAGCUCCAGAAUCCGCGGAAGAAAACCAUCAUAAGAUGCGACGAACAACUCCGGUCUCUCUUCGGCAAGAAGGCCGUGACUCAGCGCAGUUUGAUGAAAUACCUCCACAACCAUUUUCCGAGCAAAGCUUCAAAGACGGAACAAGCCGAAAGCCAAGUCGAUGACGAGAAGGGAAAGAAAAACAAGCGAAGCCUCAAGGGAGACGAGUAUGCGGCGAUAAACCAGAGCAACAUUAGUCAUGUAUAUCUAAGAAGGGCUCUACUGGAGGACAUGCUUGGCGAUCCUAACUUUGAGCAGAAGGUGGUGGGCACGUUCGUAAGGAUAAGGGUUCCAGGCAAAAAUGAUAUGUGCUACCGUCUUGUUCAAAUAGUUGGUACCAGAUUACAAGCUGAGGAGUACAAAGCGGGCAAAAAAAGUACGAAGAUCGUUUUACUAAUCACGAACCUACAAAAGAAGGAGGACCUGACAAUUGACUUAGUAUCAAAUCAGGAUUUCACCGAGGAGGAGUGCGCGCGUUUGCGGCAGAGCAUCAAAUGGGGGUUCAUCCCGGCUCCAACUGUGGGAGACUUUGAACGUAAAGCGCUGUCUAUUCGAGAAGCGAAGCUUAAUGAUUGGUUCGAGACAGAAACCUCAAGGUUAACCGCGCUCAGGGAUCGUGCCAAUGAGAAGGGUCGAAAGAAAGAAUUGAGGGAAUGCGUGGAGAAGCUUCAAAGGAUUUCGAAUCAAGACUAUCGCUUGAAGGAGUUGAGCAAGGUCCCAGCGUUUGAAGCGGACGCUACUAUGGACCCCGAGCACGAGGAGCCAAGCGACGAACCAAACCCAACUGAGCAGCCAGCUGAAGUAGCCAGCACUGCCGAGAAGAGCCGAAGUAUUAGAGAAGAGCAUCAGCCUAACAAAUGGGACAGGAGAAACGAUCCGCCAGCUUUCACAAAGCAAGACAGUUUCAACAAGAGAGACGGUUUUGAGAGAGGAUGGGACAGGGAUCACGAUUGGAGAAACGAGGGAAGAUCAAACGGGAAGUUUGGUGGACAUAAGAGCGCAGAACAGAAGGAGCCGGUUUACGGAGGAGGGUCUUUACCACUCUCACGGCCUCCACCACCGCCACCUCGGCCUCCACAUCUUUCAACGCCUCCAGCUAACAUGAACGCGCCGCCGCCACCCGAGAUAGCAGAGAAGGAGAAGGCAUGGUUCUACCAAGACCCCAAGGCUAUAGUCCAAGGCCCCUUCUCGUUCGAGCAGCUCAGGAAGUGGAGCUUGACGGGGCUGUUCCCGGCGGAUCUCAAAGUCUGGAGGUCCGGCCAGCGAGAGCAGGCAGUUUUGCUAGUGGAAGCUCUAGCGGCGGCGCGUACGCCGGUGGCAGCGCCGGCGGCGGCUUGGGGUGCUCCACCACCUCCGGCGCUAGACACUGGACGGACAGGGGGCUGGGAUAACACAGGUGGUGGUAGAAGUGGCUGGAACGCUUCGUCUAGAACAGGAGAUUGGAGUAGCACAGGUGGUCAUGAACGAGUAGGAGGAGGAGCUCCAUCGCCGCCAAGUGACCCGUGGAGCCAGAAUCCAGGGAGGUCCGACGGUGGUGGCGGCGGCGGUGGUAACUUCAACGAUGGUCCGUGGGGUGCUCCUCCACAAGCACCGCACAGGAGUCCCGGAUGGAGAGACCAGUCUCAAAACAGCGGCUGGGUGGACAGGGGCGAUAGCUUUCGGAGCCCGAGAGUGCCUCACCAGCAGAAGAAAGGCACGCCAUGCCGGUUCUACCAGAAGGGAUUUUGCAGGAACGGCGAUUCGUGCCCAUUCCAGCACAGUUGAGAGGAACGAUUCAUCGUAAGUUUCGGAAGUUUGGAUCCUUCGUGUACCAGGUACGUUCGUUUUCCAGAGGACUGUACAAACGAGAACAAGAGAUAUAUGUGACAGCUUCUUCUAGAUCCC
Messenger RNA from Selaginella moellendorffii, 3358 nucleotides. Its product is annotated as zinc finger CCCH domain-containing protein 19. The record is from RefSeq and is a predicted model, not a curated record. Gene Ontology annotation, molecular function: metal ion binding; DNA binding; protein binding. The transcript has 10 exons. Lineage: Eukaryota; Viridiplantae; Streptophyta; Lycopodiopsida; Selaginellales; Selaginellaceae. The coding region runs from base 101 to 3238 and encodes 1045 amino acids.